AUGCAAGUAUCAAAACUGAUGUUGGCGGCUGCUUUGGCAGCCAGCCACGUUAUUUCUGUCGUUGCGCAAGACUUGGGCGACGCCGCCUCAGUAGUGGAGCCAGAAAGCUUCAACGUUGCUGAAGCACUCUUGACGCACGGCAUUGAUGUGUCUGAGAUCCCCGAUCUGACUGGCGUCGGCAAACGGUCAGAGAUCGGGUGCUCUGCAGCUUGCGGCUCACUGCAGUUCAUUUAUGGCGACGCCGCCGUCGAGACGAGAAAUGAGACGGCAUACACCGCAUUUGUUAGUUCGUACUGGUCAGCGAACCAGGCUGAGGUCAGGCCUCACUGCAUCUUCAAGCCGUCCAAGCCAGAGGAGGUGUCAGUAGUGGUUCUUCUAUCUCGGCUGACGCAGUGCCCCUUCGCAGCCAAGAGCGGCGGGCACGCUGCGAUGGCUGGGGCGUCCAGUGCCGAAGGCGGGAUUACCAUCUCGUUCGUGAACAUGAAGGGCAUUUCGUUGUCUGCUGACAAAAAGGUUGCCUCGAUCCAGCCUGGGAACAUCUGGGGCGAUGUUUAUGAGGAGCUGACCAAAUCUGAUCUCACUGUCAUUGGGGGACGCUUGUACAACAUUGGUGUCGGAGGACUCACCACCGGAGCCUCUACGGUUGGGCUUGUGACAAUGUCGAGAGCUACGAUGUACGUCAACUAUCUCAAGGUCACAUACAUGAGCUUACAUGGACAGGUGGUAAUCGCAAGCGGACCCAUCAUCCGACCGACGGCAACCCAGUUCCCGGACCUCUACUGGGCGCUCCGCGGCGGCGGGAACAACUUUGGCCUCGUCGUCAGCUUCAACCUCCUCACCCAUCCGCUACCCGGUGGUAGCAUGUGGGGCGGCUCCAGGACCUACUUGGAAAACAGCUUUCCCCAGAUCACAGAGGCCUUCGCCAACUCCAUCGCCAACGCGGAGGAGGAUCCCAAAGCCGGUAUGUGGCACGUGUACAUCUACUCUAACGGCACCAAGCUCUCGUCGACGACGCUUUAUUACUCGGAGCCGGAUGGCGGCAAUGCCGACUUCUUUUCUGAGUGGAACGCCAUUCCCGCCGUCUCAAACACGACGCAGAACCGCGUUGUUGCCGAAUUCGCCAGAGAGGGUAUGGAGAGCUCGCCGCCGGGCCUGCGGGAGAUUUACGCCGUCAUCAGCACCAAAGCAAACAUCGAGAUCGUCGAGCUCGCCCGCAACACCUACUUUGAAGAGGUUCUCGCUGUCGCGGACGUGCCGGGCAUUGUACCCGCUUUGGUGAUCCAGGGCAUCACCGUGCCGAUGCUGAAGCACAUGCAGAAGAACGGCGGCAACGCCCUCGGACUGGACACCGAAGACGGACCGUUCUACAUCGUGCUGAUCUCCAUCAUGUGGAGCAACAAGGAGGACGACGAUGCGGUGUACGGCUUUGCGUCGACGCUGUUAGAGAAGAUCAACGCCGGGGCCAAGGCGCGGGGGAUGGACAACGACUAUAUCUACUUGAACUACGCCGGGCAGUUCCAAGAAGCCAUCAGCGGGUACGGGGCGGAGAACAAAGACAGGCUGAAGGGUGUUGCGAAGAAGUAUGAUCCGAAGGAGGUUUUCCAGAAGCUACAGCCUGGGUACUUCAAGCUUGAUCGCGGGCCGGUUUCGGACCCGCGGUUCUUUAACUGGUAG
This is a messenger RNA of Colletotrichum spaethianum, 1674 nucleotides long. RefSeq names its product FAD-dependent monooxygenase yanF. The transcript has 3 exons. The record is from RefSeq and is a predicted model, not a curated record. Gene Ontology annotation, molecular function: FAD binding. The coding region runs from base 1 to 1674 and encodes 557 amino acids. Lineage: Eukaryota; Fungi; Ascomycota; Sordariomycetes; Glomerellales; Glomerellaceae.